AAACAGAAAACAAUUCCUAUCUCUUCCUCUUCGCUUAUAACUAUCAGUGUAAAAUGCCGACCACCAUGGAAGAUGUCACAGCAAAGACUGAGGCAAUUGAAAUUGACCCCAAGAGUGGUCUUGCUUUAAAACCAACAAUGGAGAAGGAGAAGCUGGUGAGCGAAGGUGAACCAAAGACUACAGAAACAGCACAAGAGAAGCCAAAUUGUACCAAUGGAGCCAAAACUGAAGAGGAAAAGAACGAGAAGAGUGGUCAGGAGAAAGAACCCAAUGGUGCAACUGUAAAGGAGGAGGAAGUUCCAGUUGAAGUUGAACCUAAAACUGGAAUCUCUUUUGCUGUCAAACUUGAAGAUGGAAUGCAGUUGAAAGCUGUAGGUUUAAGGAAGAAGAGCAUGCUUGGCAUGGGCCUCAAAAUUUAUGGCUUUGGAAUAUAUGCAGACAAUGAGAAAUUGAAGGACCUUAUGCAGUCCAAGAUUGGGAAAGCACCAUCAAAACCAACAAAGGAAAUGUACCAAAUCGUGAUUGAUAGCGAUUUUGGGAUGAUGGUGCGGUUGGUAAUUGUUUUCUCUAACCUAACCAUGAGCAUGGUAAGAAAGAACUUUGACGAAGGCCUAGGAGCUGCCAUAAAGAAACUCACUGGUGGGAAGAACGAAGAGCUCACAAAAAAGAUCAUGGGUGAAGCAUCCGAUGACAUAAAGCUGACUUCUGGUUCUGUAAUUGAGAUUUCAAGACUUCCGGGAUAUGUUCUCCAGACCAGAGUAAAGGGUGAAAUUGUGAGCAAGGUGGAAAGUGAACUACUCUGCAGGGCCUUCAUCUACAUGUAUUUAGGUGAUGAUCCCUUUGACAAAGAAGCCAAGGAGAAGUUCGGGGCAUCCAUGGUCUCUAUGUUCUAAGUUAUGUCUUUCCAGCAAUUUCUAGGUUGUUAAAGAAUAAAGCGGUCUAUUUUAACUGAUGAAUAAUUGCUCAAUAAAGGAAUGAUUAAAACACGUUGAUUUUUCAUAAGUAUUUCGUAAGUUCUAAUACGCAAGCUUCAAAACUCCACCCCCCUCCCCAACAAAACCCAUGUUAUCUCUCUCAACUCAUAUGUUAUGUAAGCGUGCAU
Nicotiana tabacum (common tobacco) is the source of this 1102-nucleotide messenger RNA. NCBI's taxonomy places the organism in Eukaryota, Viridiplantae, Streptophyta, Magnoliopsida, Solanales, Solanaceae. The record is from RefSeq and is a predicted model, not a curated record.